Messenger RNA from Geosmithia morbida, 1644 nucleotides. Its product is annotated as NADPH-dependent 2,4-dienoyl-CoA reductase, sulfur reductase, or a related oxidoreductase. Bases 1 to 1644 code for a protein of 547 amino acids. Gene Ontology annotation, molecular function: oxidoreductase activity, acting on NAD(P)H; 2 iron, 2 sulfur cluster binding; flavin adenine dinucleotide binding. The transcript has 2 exons. Gene Ontology annotation, cellular component: cytoplasm. NCBI's taxonomy places the organism in Eukaryota, Fungi, Ascomycota, Sordariomycetes, Hypocreales, Bionectriaceae. The record is from RefSeq and is a predicted model, not a curated record.
AUGGCUCCUCAAGAGUACAAGCUCAAGAACAUCACGUCCCUGGAGGGUCUGGCCCCCAGUGCCAAGCAAGAGGUCGAGGUCGAGGGCAUAGAGGGGGGUAGAGUCCUCCUCGUCAACGCUGCUGGCACCAUCCAGGCUCUCGGCUCAAAGUGCACGCAUUACGGCGGUCCCCUGGCCAAAGGUGUUCUGACCAAGUCUGGCCGUCUGACCUGUCCGUGGCAUGGAGCCUGCUUCAACGCCAAGACGGGCGAUAUAGAAGAUGCCCCAGCCCUCAACUCCCUUCCCGUCUUCAAGACCACCGAGCGCGACGGCGCCGUGUACAUCACCGGCGAAGAGUCAGCCAUCAAAUCGGCUCGUCGGACGCCCAACUUCAAGUGCGCCGGCUCCGGCACCGGGGAGGGCCACGUGGUCGUCGUUGGCGGCGGGUCUGGUGCCAUCGGCCUGGUGGAGGGUCUCCGAGAGAAGGGGUACGCCGGUGGACUGACGGUGAUCACCAACGAGGGUUACCUGCCCGUUGACCGGCCCAAAGUGAGCAAGGCGCUCAUCGCCGACCCCGCCAAACUAGCCCUGCGGGACAAGGCCUGGUUUGAAUCCGGUUCCGUGGAUUGGGUGGACGGCGAGGUCGUCGGGGUUGACGUGUCGGAGAGGAACGUCACCACCAAGGCAGGCGACAAGAUUUCCUACACCAAGCUUGUCCUCGCGACCGGCGGUGUGCCCCGGAAGCUGCCGCUGCAGGGCUUCACGGUCCUGGACAACAUCUUCACCCUGCGCAGCGUCCACGACGCCAAGAAGAUUGUCGAGGCCGUCGGCGAAAAGGGCAAGAAGGUCGUCGUAAUCGGAUCGUCGUUCAUAGGGCUCGAGGUUGCUCUGGCCCUGAGCAGUGACAACUCGGUGUCCGUUGUGGGUAUGGAAAAGGUCCCCCUGGCACCUGUGCUGGGUGAGCAAGUCGGCGCUGGGAUCCAAAAGGUCGUCGAGGGCAAGGGCAUCAAGUUCUACCUCGGCGCUGGCGUGGACAAGGCCGAGCCUCUCGGGUCCGACCAGUCCAAGGUGGGCGCCGUGGUCCUGCAGGACGGCACAAGGCUGGAGGCCGACCUGGUCAUCCUAGGCGUGGGUGUCUCCCCUGCCACCGAGUUCCUCCGCGACAACAAGGUCCUCCGUCUCGAGCCCGAUGGGUCCCUCAAGACGGACGAGACGUUUUCCGUCGUCGGCGUCAAGGACGUCUACGCCAUUGGCGACAUCAGCACCUUCCCCUACCACGGUCCCGGUGGAGAGGGCAAGGACACCAGGAUCGAGCAUUGGAGCGUGGCGCAGAAUUCGGGGAGGGCCGUGGCCGCACACAUCGUCAACGCGUCCCUCACGCCGUCGCCGCAGUUCAUCCCCGUAUUCUGGUCCGCCCUCGGUGCUCAGAUGCGCUACUGUGGUAACACGGCCGGCGGCUAUGACCAUGUCAUUGUCGACGGGAAUCCCGCUGAGGCAAGCUUUGUCGCUUACUAUACACAGGGGGAGACGGCCGUGGCUGUCGCUAGCAUGGGUCGUGAUCCCCUUGUUAUGCAGAGUGCAGACCUCAUGAGGACCGGUACUAUGCCAACGAGGUCACAGCUAGAGGAGAAUCCCGACGUCAUGGCGGUUGGGAUACCGGCUUGA